AUGGCUGACACAUUCGAUUAUGGCUACUUAGCUACGCCAACUGGUCAGUUAAAUAUUGCGGAAAUUAUUUGUCUAAUCGGAGCGGUGAUUAGCGUCGGGUUUACCUCACGUUUAUACUGUGAAUUAGUCGAUAAUCUCCAAUGGAUUUAUCCUGAUUUUAGUACAUUGAUUGUUCGAGGUGUUUAUCAAACAUUUACUAUAUUUUGUUUGACCGUAACGAUUGUUAUACUUCUUGUACAUAUAUACGGUGUACGUUUCACCGGUAGACAAUACAUCUACGUCAAUCAACUAUGUUUAGGUUUGAAUAUUCUCAUGGGACUGAUGAUGAUUUCGAUUGGCAUAUGUGCAGCGUUUUGGGAAGAUAAACUUCGACGUACACCUGGUAUUCUACGACGAGGAUAUUUAGACAAUCAAUAUCAAUACAUUUACAGUGAAUGGACACAUCCACGACCGGGUGCAGCGAUUGCUGCUUCGAUCUUUGCUAUUCUCACUGGCGUUCUUUUCAUUCUUGAGGCAUGUUCCCGACCGAUGUUAAACACUGGAGCUAAACGAAUUCCAACAAGUUAUACAAUUCCUGUUACUUCUGAACGUGUUGUGAUAAAGAAUAACAAAGGUGAACGUAUAAUACCGAUUGAAAGAAUAAUAUGA
Messenger RNA from Adineta ricciae, 648 nucleotides. The record is from the annotation of a GenBank genome assembly. NCBI's taxonomy places the organism in Eukaryota, Metazoa, Rotifera, Eurotatoria, Adinetida, Adinetidae.